Molecule: messenger RNA, 2716 nt
Organism: Argentina anserina (silverweed cinquefoil)
Lineage: Eukaryota; Viridiplantae; Streptophyta; Magnoliopsida; Rosales; Rosaceae
Product: putative pentatricopeptide repeat-containing protein At3g01580
Molecular function (GO): protein binding
Source: RefSeq, a predicted model, not a curated record
AUGAAAAGGUGGGAAGCUCUGGUUGAUCUGUUUCAAGCAUGCAACAGUAGGAAACCCUUAACACAACUCCACUCCCAGACCCUCAAAUCUGAGCUCUCUAACGACGCCUUCUUCGCCACAAAGCUCGCCCGAAUUGUGUUCGACGAAACGCCUCAGAGAAGCGUCCAUCUCUGGAACGCUACACUGAGGAGCUAUUGUAGAAAGAAGCAAUGGGAAGAGACGUUGUCUUUGUUUCACAACAUGGUAUCGGAUUGUUGGAAGCCGGAUAGCUUCACUAUAUCUAUUGCUCUCAAGGCUUGUGCCGGAUUGCAGGCACUUGGUUAUGGGAGAGUGGUGCACGGGUUUGUGAAGAGGAAGGAGACGAUUGCGUUGGAUGUGUUUGUGGGUUCGGCGCUGAUUGAGUUUUAUUCCAAGUGUGGGAAGAUGGGAAAGGCUUUGAAUGUGUUUGAGGAGUUUUCAAAGCGGGAUGUGUUUCUGUGGACUAAUGUGGUUAUUGGGUAUGAGCAGAAUGGUAAUGCUGCACAAGCGUUGGAGUUAUUAUCACGGAUGGUGAAGGUUGGUGGGGUUAAGCCUGAGGGAGUUACGCUUGUAAGUGUUGCUUCUGCUUGUGCUCAGCUUGCGAGUUUAAGACUUGGAAGUUGUGUUCAUGGUGUUGCGAUAAGACAUGGGUUGGCCGAUUUAUGUUUGGUGAAUUCUUUGCUGAAUCUAUAUGCAAAGACUGGUUGUGUUAGAAUUGCUACUAGAUUGUUUAGGAAGAUGCCAAAGAAAGAUGUUAUUUCUUGGAGCUCCAUGAUUGCUUGUUACACUCAUAAUGGGGAUGAACGCUUCAAGUUGAACGUUUUCAAGGAAAUGACUGAUUAGGGAGUUGAACCUAUUUCAGUAACUGUGACCAAUGCACUACAAGCAUGUGCAGUCAUUUGUAAGUUAGACGAGGGUAAGAAGAUCCACGAACUUGCUAUCAGGAAAGGUUGUGAGUUAGAAGUCACAUUAGUUACAGCCCUGAUAGACAUGUACAUGAAGUGCUCUGCACCUCAAGAAGCAGCUGAUAUCUUCAGAGGAAUGCCGAAGAAGGAUGUGGUUUCUUGGAUAGCUAUGCUAAGUGGGUAUGCUGAAAAUGGAAUGGCAUACAAAUCGAUGGGGAUCUUUCGCGACAUGUUAUUAGAUGAAACUCAACCUGAUGUUGUCGCUAUAGUUAAGAUUCUUGCAGCGUGUUCAGAAAUAGGGAAUCUUCAACAAGAUCUUUGCCUCCAUGCUUAUGUGAUUCAAACUGGUUUCAAGGAUAACGUCUUCGUUGGAGCUUCACUCAUUGAGUUGUACUCAAAAUGUGGUAGCAUAGACAGUGUGGUCAAGUUAUUUGAAGGGAUGGUGUACAAGGAUGAUGUUGCUAUCUGGAUUGCAAUGAUUGCAGGUUAUGGAGUCCAUGGACAAGGAAGAAAAGCUUUGAAUGUGUUCGAUCAUAUGGUUAGAUAAUCAGUUGUUACACCUAAUGAUGUAACGUUUACCUCUAUUUUAUCUGCGUGUAGCCAUUCAGGUUUGGUGGAAGAAGGUUUGGGGAUAUUCCAUAUGAUGUUGCAUCAAUACCAACUAAAGCCUAGACGCGAGCAUUACAGAAUAUUGGUUGAUCUUCUUGGCCGCAAAGGAGAGUUAGACGAGGCCAUGGAGAUUGUUGAGCAAAUGCCAAACCCAACUGAACCCCAUGUUUGGGGAGCCUUGCUUGGUGCCUGUCGGAUUCACCAGCUUGGUGUUGUAGCAAAGAGACUUUUGGAGUUAGAGCCCGAUGCUGCAGAUUAUUACGUACUAUUAUCAAAUAUAUACGCCACGGAUGAUAUUUGGGAAAAUGUAUUGAAUAUUAGAAAUGUUUUGAAGGUUAAAGGGCUGCAACAUAUGCCUAUAGGUUUCUAUUACUUUAGUGAAUACAUAAGCAAUCCUGCAACAGUUGGACAUCCAGUUGCAAUGCAGAGAUUCUUCGCUGACACAGAUAUUUUCUUAUUCUGGUCUUACGGAAAUUCUGGCGACAUUAUGGGACCAACUCUGACAGAACUUGCAAUUGAAGCUGUUAAGCGUAUAUAGGGAGAAAUAAAGGAGGUGAUUCUCCAGUGCCGGUUUAAAUAUUUUCCUCAUGUUGAUAGCCAAGCCAUGAUGAAUGAAAUUAGAGUGGUAGUGUUUACAAUAUCAGUAAAAGGACAAACAGAAGUGGUCAUUUUAUGCAUUGGUACGUAUGAGAUUGGAGAUUCAUGAUGGUGUGAAUAAUGCGAUUAAAUAUUGAAUAGACGUUCCAGUUUCCAUAUGUUUACUCUUCUCCCUGUGACUCUAUUAUUGAAUAAAGUUUGUGUUUCAUCAUUUCAGUUUAUUAGAGAGAUUGUAUUAUGCAUUGUUUGGUUAUCUGAAGUAGUUUGUAUUGUGGUUCAGCAAAGAGUCUUGGUCAACCUUAUCCAAGGGCAUAUUUGGAUUCUCUUGGGACAAACUUCUCUCAUGGGCCAAAUUUCGCCACUGCAGCUUCAACUAUCAGACUCCCAUAACCUCAUUAUAACAGCCCGUGGAUUUAGUCCAUUUUACCUUGAUAUUUAAUAUGUGCAGUUCCUACAACUAAAGUUUCAAAAUGUUUUGUAGUGCUUCGUUAUAUUUCGUGGAUUUUUGUUUACAAAAUACUACAAAUGUCGCAUAACGCUACAGAAGUCUACAAAAUAUUACAAACAUUAUAACUUAUAUAGUUAUA